Epinephelus moara (kelp grouper) is the source of this 3119-nucleotide messenger RNA. It is a transcript of the gene hebp2, whose product is annotated as heme binding protein 2. The coding region runs from base 157 to 732 and encodes 191 amino acids. The transcript is spliced from 5 exons. NCBI's taxonomy places the organism in Eukaryota, Metazoa, Chordata, Actinopteri, Perciformes, Serranidae. The record is from RefSeq and is a predicted model, not a curated record. Gene Ontology annotation, cellular component: cytoplasm.
UCAGUGGACUUUUAUUUUGAAGGUCUCUCGCUCAGCCAAUCAGGUGUCAGCUUUGUGUAACCGGAAGCGAUGGCAUGAAAACAAACGCGCCCCAUCCCGCUACAGUUGCACAAGUCGCGUGACGUUACAGACAGUUUUGACCACCCUCCUGCAGCCAUGAUGAAAGCUCUGGGACAAGUUUUGUUCUCAAGUGGACUGCAGAGCCCCAAAUACUCAGAGGAGGAGAAGAAGGGAGAAGACUAUGAGAUUCGUACCUACCACGCCACUAAAUGGAUGAGCACCACUCUGAGUGGGAUGCAGCUGGAUGCAGCCAUGAACGCUGGCUUCCGCAGGCUCUUUAGCUACAUUCAAGGCAACAAUCACAACAAGGUGAAAGUGGAGAUGACGGCCCCUGUGACGUGCCGCGUGGACCCUGGAGCCGGCCCCACGUGUGAAUCUCAGUUCACUGUGUCUUUCUACAUCCCAGAGGAGCAUCAGGAGAGUCCACCGGAGCCGAGCGACCCAGAUGUGUUUGUGGAGCACAGGAAAGAGUUCACAGCUUAUGUCAGGACGUUCGGUGGGUUCGCCAACGAGAAAAUGAAGCGCGAAGAGCUCCUGAAACUCAUCGAGAGCCUGCAGAGGGACGGUCUCCAAUACGUCGACAAGCCGUUCUACGCAGCCGGGUACGACAGUCCCUUCAAACUCACCAACCGAAGGAACGAGGUCUGGGUCCUGAAGAAGAUACCGGAGUAGGAAGAGUAAAGGUCACGCAACACUCUGCGCACUCUGUCAAAUAGGCACAUGGUGAAAGAAAGAAAUCUACAUCAUCAUUUGAUAACACUUAGCACAGCACUUCUUAAUGUCUAAAGGGAAUAUAAAUAAUUGCUUUUGUAGAAACGUGAUAAACAAAAUGGAAGUUUUUAAAGGUCACACUGACAUUUAUCCACAUGUUUGACUGUGUGUUUACUUUGACUGAAAGUUACUGAUUUAAACUCACUGUAAGUCUUGACCAAACAAAUGAUAACAGGAGCUCUAAGAGGUCAUUAUAAACAAAUAAACCUUAAGGGAAAACUGGAUACAGUGGACCAAUAUGUCCAGCAGGUGGAGCCAAGUAGAUAAGAAACAUAUCUCUCAUUUGGUGCAUUCUGUCAUGACAGAAACCACAAGUGCCUCUUUAUGUUUUCAUGACUGUUUUUUUAAAUGCACUAAUUUGCUGUUGCUUUUCAUGCAGUUGCUCUUAAAGGGUAAUUUCUGUGUCUUUUUCAACCUGGACCCUAUUUUCUUAUGCCUUUGUGUCGAAAUGACUAAUGGGGACAGCAGUUUUUGAAACUGGUCCAGGACUGAGCGAGAGGGCUGCAGCAAUAUAACCACUCACUGUAUGUCCAUUAUAAGUGCUUGUUUUUGCCACUAACAGGCUCAGAUUGUUAUUCUAAGUGUCUGACAACAUUAUGGAGAUGGACCUUUUUGCUGAAGAGUAAGAUCAUUUUGUUUUACCAGAAACUGACCCAGAAUCGCCAAACCCACGAGGCUCCAUUUAAAUAAACAGUCAUUUUAUCGCUGUUCCAACAAUCACCAUCUGGUUGAAAUAAACCCUUAGUGCAUCCACUUAGACGACAAAUAUGCUGCCUCUAUACACGCUAAAGUUAACCUUUAUUUAAAGGGAGUCUGGUGGCUGUGGCGACGGCGAUUUCAGGGCCAUUUCUGGUGAAACAAAACAGAUCUUACCCCUUGUACUUCGAAGCCAGUUCAGCUUACCCAGGAUAUCUUUUCGUUAUCUGGUUUGACUAACCUGUCACAUUAGCUGUCUGGAUAACCGGUACUACAAAGCUGGUUAUCAACUAGUUCAGUCAACUCUGGGUUUUCCUAUCCAGCUAUGAGAAUGUUCAUGUGAAAGAGGCGGGGGUGGUAAUUACGAGUGACAUCAUCAGAACCAUGAAUGAAGUCGUCUGAGAUGAAACGGUACCAAAAGUGUCUACGACUAUGAGACAGUAAAAUGUCAGUUAUGUGGGAUGUAAAUGAUUUUCUGUAAUCUUAUGACAUAAAAUGUAAAAAUAUUGAAAAUACUAUCUAAAAAAUUCACAGUUGCCCGAGACUUAAAUUACGUGCAGGUGCUGUGGGCCUACGUGACAUUAGUACAGGGCAUUUUUUGCUAUGUAGUUGGAUGAUGAUGAAUCUACUCUGAAUAUGUCACAUAAAACACUUAAACAUAAUGUCAGACUGUUUCUGCUACUGAAAUAAAGGGUGGAAAAGUAGCCUAAAGUUAAUGACUGAUGAAGUGUAUCUGACCCAAAUGUGGCAUUUAUAAUAACAGGAGCCAGUUAACAGUGUGUGGAUUAUUGUUUUGCCCUAGUUCUCGUCAUGUAGGUAUAUAGCAAUAAAUGGGAUAUUCAUUUUUUUACCUGAGACUCUGGACUUUGGUCCAUGGAUACUUUUUUCUUCAGUGAUCUGAUUGGUCAGAGGUCGUGGUGUUGACAGCCUGUGAUCCGAUACUCCGGAGCAGGUUAGCUGUUAAGCAUAAGUUACCACGGUGAUUUAUUCUGGUAAAAAGGGAACCAGCUUCAUAGGACUGCAAACCCUGAGUUAAUCCUGAAGUUAUCACGCUAACUCCAAAUCCUGCUUCGUAGUACAGGCCUAACGUCCGUCUCUGUAGGGAUCCUUUCCAUAAUGUUGUCAGACAUUUAUAAUAACAAUGUGAGCCUGUCAGUAGCAAAAAAAAACACUUGUAGUGGACAUACAGGUGUGAACAUUCCCCGAGGGGUUACAUCGUAGCCUGUUUCGCAGCUGCCGGCUGCAGCGCUGUCACUCAAUACUGGACCCCUUUUUAAAAGUGGUUGUUCCCAUUGGUUACUCAGACCCGAGAUAGGGUAAAGGUUGAAAAAUACCAACAUUUUCCUCAACAUUUUUUUAAGAAAAGUAAAACAUACUCUCUUUUUGUUAGUGCAGCUCAGCAAGGAAACAUUGUUCAUGACAGAGGGGCUUUUAUUUUACAAAAGGACUCAUUUUAAUAUGGACAUUCACUUUACAUGUCGGACUCAGACUGUAGACUUUGUCCCCCGUCACUGACAUUGAGAUCUCCUUUGGACAGGAGGAAUCAUUACAGCGACCGAUCACGCUUUCAGUGUACAGAUGGUGUUGAGAUA